Molecule: messenger RNA, 10308 nt
Organism: Lytechinus variegatus (green sea urchin)
Lineage: Eukaryota; Metazoa; Echinodermata; Echinoidea; Temnopleuroida; Toxopneustidae
Exons: 4
Coding region: 279-8129 (2616 amino acids)
Source: RefSeq, a predicted model, not a curated record
GGAAAUCUAAUUUGCAUAUUGAAUUACCCACAGUGCACCAACAAGAAACGCCAUGAUGCCGUGCGAUAAUCAUAAAAUGAGGUAACUUGGAACGAAAUUCUGCUAAAGUUAGACGUGGGGGAGACGUCAUUUCCGUACAGUUUGAUUCUUCAGUGAUUGUCUCUGAGAGUUAGCAUAGGACACUCAAGAAGCAGACAUGGCUUACUAACAUAAAGAAGUAAGCCUCCAUUGCUCCCAGAACAUCAUGAGCAGUCACUAGAACUUUCAAGUUUUUUAAAAUGGCACAAGUUUUUGGUAACCAUCAAGACUCUACUAAGCCUCAAGAGACUUGUAUACAAAAUGGUGAGACCAUGCCCUGUGGUGUUGAUGAUGAUGAAGUGGCAUGUCUUCCAAGUUCUGAAAGUUUCCAUCAGGGAUCCAACGUCAUAUUGUCUCAAGAAGCGCAGCAGGUGAAUGACAGCCAACAAUCAAAUGGUGUUCAUGUUUUCACAAAAGAUUGUACAAAAGUUCCUUUGGAGGAAAGCAAAGAAACACCCCCUGAAAGUAACAAUGGAGAGGUACAAUCUAAUGAGAAAUGUGCAGCAAUCACUCAUAAUGUUCAAAAACAGGAUAUUGAAAGUGAUAGGCCACCUUCAGAUGGAAUAUAUAAUACAGAAAAUGUCAAAGAAAUGACAGGUGAAACUGUUGAUAGAAAUGACAGCAAUUCUCUAGAGGAUGUUGAAAAUGAAAUCUCUCCCAUGGAGGUCUUGGAAACUGUUACUGGGGAUCAUGCACUCAGCCCUGACAAACCCACCAUUCAAGCAGAUGUUGGCACAGAAACCUCCCUUGAUGAUACACACCUUUCAGAGAUUCCUGAUAGCCACAAUGUCAGUGUAGAAAAAGAGGACUCACAAGAGGAUGUAGAAUUAGAAAUAUCUUCCGUUGAAACGCACAAAUUGUUAGAUGGGGAUGUUGGUCAGACUUUUGGUUCCAGCAAGGAGGCUGCAGAAGAUGGUGUUGCAACAGAAAGCAAUAGAGAUAAAGUAUCAAUUUCUUGUAGUCAAACUCGAGAUUCAGACAGAUGCAGUUCAGGGAAAGACAUUGAAGUUGAGGAUUCUUCAAAUGAGAAACAGGUAUCAAUGGAUGUUGUAGACAUCAAAAAUCAAGACACAGGUUCAAGCAGUUUACAGGAAGCUGACCAUGUUGAAAAUUCUCCCUCAGACAAAACUCACCUAAAUGCUGCAGGCAGUAAGCCAAUAGUAUCCCAAACUGAAAAUAAUUCUAUAAAAUCUAAGAAUGAUGAUAAUGAAAAGACAUCUGCCAAUGAUGAUGAAGAUGAAGACAUUAUUGUUGUAUCAGAAAGUCAUAAAAGCGUUAACAAGAAGCCAACCUUGACUACUGUGUUCAAGUGUGUUCGAUGUGGUCAGAUUAGUAAAUCAAGAUCAGAUCUCAACAUUCAUCUUUUGAAGGUGCAUAAGCUGAUAAUAGUGUCAAAACAAAAAUCAGUAGAUUGUCUAUUCUGUUCAAAGUCGUUGGAAAUGGCUGAAUUCUACCAGCAUUUAAGAACAGAACAUAAGGUCCUCCUGGUGAAAAAUAAGGAUCAGAAUUCUGAUGCUGAUAAAACUCCUGGAGAGAAGAAUGCUUCAAGAAAUGUGCUAUCACAAGACAAAUCCUCUUCCCCUAAAGGUCUGAUUGACCUCACUGUUGAAGAUCAAGAAGAAAGUGGUACAUCUUCAGACAAACAAACCAGUGUGAACAAGAAGAGUUCAACUUCACAUUCUGUUCCAUCUACUUCCAAAGGAAUAUCCGUGCAAUCUAAUUCCAAUAGAAAACCAGUGCCAUCAACUUCAAAGGAAACUUCAGGGUCAUCUACUUCUAAUGAAGCACCAGGACCGUCUACUUCUAUGGAAACUGCAUUGUCUUUGCGAAGAACUCCAAGGAGAGUUACUCAACGCAAAUAUACUGAAGUUGCCACCGAUAGUAGUUCAUCAGAUGAUAAUGAUCCUGUUGGAGCACCUGAUGAUGAUGAUGAUGAUGAUUAUGAUCCAAAUCAACCAGAAUAUCCACACAGUCAGAAAUCCAAAUCUCCUUCAAAGGUUUCUCAAAUAGUCACUAAAGGUCUUCUGCAAACUGGAAAAAAGACGUUUUCUAUGAAAGUGCCUUCAACUCAGGGGCAGAGUGCUACAAUAGGAAGCACCGUAGUAACAAGACCAGUUCAGUUAACAUCUGGUGUUGCUAAUCCUAUUAACCGUGUUAGUAGUGGUGUUACUGGAAGACCCACAAUCUCUACACCUGCAGUACCAUCAGUCUCAGUAGGUGCAUUGCCUUCCAUCAAUAAUCAAAUCAUCAAACUUAAUGGCGCACUUUACACUGUCUACCAGUCAGGUGAUAACAGAUAUUUGAUCCCUUUUAAUAUCAAUACAUCUGCAGCAUCAGAUCUCUCUAAACUUGGAAUCAACCCACAUGUUAUUCAGUCUGGUGUUAAUACCCUACGAUUAUCCAACCCACAAGUCAUUACACCUACGACUGUACCACAGUUACCUGUCCCACAAGUUACUCAACUGUCUGUAGGAGCUGUAACCAUACCUCAGCCAGUCACUGCCAAUGUCUUGUCAGGACCGCAAACCAAUAUUUUGCAAGCAGGAGCUAUUCAACAACCUGUGAAUCAGCAACCAGUGAUUUUAUCUUCCCCGCAAGUUCCAGCUGUGCAAACCAUCCUUCUUACCAUUCCUCAGAAACCAGUUCCAAGUGCAAGCCAAAAGAAUGUCAGUGUCAUUCCAAAUAGUGCACAGUCAAGUUCCCAAGUAAUUGGGAGUAUGCAAACUGCUAGCCAGCAUGAUCUCCAAAAGAAUGCAGCAAGUGACCCAAUUAAGAGUACAGCAGCUACUAUAAAUACACAGGUACAGAGCAUUGUUGCAAACUCCAGUUUGAAUGAUAAACAAAUAAAUGUUCAGGCUUCUCAAACUGCUUCUCCCAGUCUUAAAGUCACCACUGUUGAUGAUCCACCUACUCUACCCAGUACAUCUGCCUCAUCCACUCCUCAUCCAAUCCAUAUUGCUAAACCUCAGGACAUAAAAUCUUCAAAUUUGCACAAGACUGGUGGGCUCUUUGCUUUAGAAGUGUGUUUGGAUACAGCAACCUCCACUGGUACUGAGCCAUUGCCGGAAACAAUUUACACAUGUAUCGUGCAAGAGAAGGAAACAAUAUUUGUUGAAUCAAAAGAGGAUGAAAACUCACAAGACACAGAGACAGAAAAGGUCCUGUCAGAUGCAGAGAAAUGCAAAGUUGUGAUAACAACAGCAAUGUCUAGAGGGCAUUUGAUGCCAAAUGACUUGACAUCAAUCAGUAACCACGUUUUCUUUGAAUGCACCAGAUGCCAUGCCUGUUUCCCACUACAUAUUCAGUUGAAUCUCCAUCUGAAGCAGUGCAGCAAACAAGCACCAUCCAUCAUUCCAAAGAUCAAGAUUCAUUCACCUGUAUCUGUUGUUGAUGAGUUUUAUAAAGACCCCACAGGAGGGAGGAACUUUAUGUACGUAUACUGCCGCUUCUGCAGAGCAAGGAUUGUAAGGAACCAACAGGAUCCUUCAUUGUUGGUGUCUCAUCUUCUGAAGCACAUUGAGCCGAAAGUAGAAUUGGCUAUUCUCCCUAAGAAACACAAAGGGUCUCACUGUGACAAUUCACCGAGUGAUUGCUCAAGAAAGGCGCUUGAGUGGGUUGACUACAUAGUUCCACCAUUCACUCUAGACAAUCCUCCAAUAUCUUCAAAGAAUGGCGUUCUUGAUACAUAUACUGGAACAGCAGACCCAGCACUGUUAAACCUCGCAAAACAGAAGAAGAAAAAGAAGAAGAAGAAAAAGAAACACAAGUACAGAGCAAGUGAUAGCGAUGAGGACUAUGAGAAUCUUGCUGGAUCAAGACUUUCAUCUUUGAGACCUAAGAAUGCACGUUACUUCGGGACGCUGAGGCCAAAAGAAACCACCUUACAUCAAACAGUUUCUGACAAUGGUCCAGGUUCAGGCAGUACCAUUGACUCAGCAGGUUCUAAACCAAAGGGAGUGAGAACCAUGAUGCAAGGUUUUAAGCACUUACGGUCUCCUAAUAAGAAAGGUUCAACUCUAACAGCCAGCAUUCCUAUGAAGUCUAAAUAUAGGGACCGGGAAAGACCUGGAGAAAGUACAAGAAGGUGGAAUAAUGGAAAGACAAGGUCUCAAUUGCAGUGUCACUGGAGGAGGUCAUCUCGGAGAUUUUCACAUCUUCGAGACCGUGAUGCAUCAACCCCUGAGGAUUCAACUCCAGAGGGUUCAGUAGCCCCUAUUGAAUUGAGUAGUGACGAGGAUGAAAAUCACCAAGAAAUAGCUCCUGAAGAUUCAAACAAAUUAAAUGGAGCAUUUACAGAUGUAAUGUCUAAUAGUCCAGUCACUAUAACUGAAGAUGAUAUCUCUGAUUAUGUAAAGAUCAUUGAUGAAGCUGAGGAGCUGCAGGUGGGCAACAAGGCAAUGCCGUCAAGUUCACAGGCUACGAAGGGUGGUCAAAGACAGGAUGAUUCUGACCUUGUAGACUAUUAUGGAAAUGAUGUCAACUCAACUCUCAGUUGUGAGCCACUGAUUAUGGAGCCAGAACAGGUGAUUUGCUACUUUAAAAGGUGCUCUGGAAAUGUGAUGGAAUGCCAAUUUCGUUCCUGUGGAAGUAGAGUCGUAAAGAACAUCCGAGCUAUGCUUGGCCACAUCAGGGUCCAUUUUCAGAUCCUGGUACCAAUGCAGUUGCUAGCAAACUGCGGCACACAGUUCCCAAAGCAAUCCAUCCCAAGACCACUUAGCUUGACAUUUACGCAAGUUCAAGCACACUUUACAAUUUCAGAUAUGCAGGAGGCCAACCUUCAUCUCGGUGAAGUGCAACAGAUAUACACUUGCAACUGGAAGAAUUGUACCAGGUCUCGCUGUUACAAGAAGAGUAUCUGUGGACAUCUUGUAAAGCACAUCUUCUUCACUCUUAUUUCCAAAGAAGACUACCAAGCAAUGGCAGAGACGAUGUCAACUUACUCUCCAAGCACGGAAGAAACAGUUGUUAAGAAGCUGAAAAUAGUUGCAGUAAACAAAGCUGGUGAGAAAGUUUCCUUGGUGGUGGCAGUCCCUAUAUCUCAAACAAAAACACCUGAACUUCUCAUGGCAGCAAUAAAGAAAUGCUUAGCAAGUGAUAAAUCAAUCAAGUUGCCCCCACAAGUUUUGCAAAGUAUUGCAGCAAAGUUUUCUGCUGAGGCAUCUUCAUCAUCCGCCGAUCCUGAUCUAACAAAGAUGUCAACAGAGAAUGAUGAACCAAGUUCUCUAACUAGAGCAGAGAUAGACAGUUUGUGGAAGAAGUUUCCAAACCUGCUUGAAAAAUGGAAGAUGGUAGAUGUUGAACAAAUGGAAGAGAUUAAGGAUACUACCAUUGAAUUCCAAGAUGGAGGAGAUAAAUCAAUGAUCAAAGAAAGGAGAAGAGCAGUGCAAAAGAGGUCAAAGAUUAUUGCCAAGAGAUGGAGAUCAGUUCUUCAGAAAAGACUGCCUGCCUGGAGUGUACCUGCUAAGAUACAGGAUGGAGAGUUGAAGGUUGUCAGAAGAAAGGCAAAAGACCCACAUAAACAUGGAAAGAAGAGAAAGGGAGAUUCUUCAGGAAGUGCAAAGGAAGCUCCGCCAAAUAAAAAGGACAAGGUGGAAAUGGACAAGAUUUGUGAUGAUGAAAAUACAAUAUCUGUAUCAGAAAAUCCAGUAAUAUCAUCAGACUCACCAGUUAAUGAAAAGACGGAUUCAGAUGGAGCCAGUCCUGAAGAAGAAGUUAUAUCAAAAUCUGAAAUGCCAUCAACAAAUGAAGCUGCUGACCUAGCAUGUGAGAAAGAUUCAUCUGCCAAGAACACUGAAUUGGAUCCAAUUCUAAGCACAAGUUCUGAUGGUUUUCCUCCAUCUGGUGACAGUACAGAAUUCAAAGAAAACAAAGGUGAAGCUCAGAAGUCAUCGGAUGAACCAGUGAACAUACGAACUGGUGAUAUUACCACAAGUACAAGGGAUUCAGAAUCCAUCCAGAAAACAGAUCAGGUCGAUGCUGUGUUGAUACAGGAUGAGAAAGGUGAAGAUUCACCAAUAUUGUUAAAGGCAACACCUCUUAAAACCAAAGUGGUAAUAGCUUUAACACCAAGGCAAAUAUCCAAAGUCUUCAGGUUUAGAAAACUUCUCAAGAACAAAACUGUACAAGUCAAUGGAAGAGGUUACGGCUGUGGUGUGUUCCGCUGUAGAAUGCCUCAGUGCAGAUAUUUCAAAGAAGUGAUGACGGCAGACAGGAAAAGUGAUUUACUAAGAACCCUUGCCAUGCAUUUGGCAGAUGUACACUUAAAGAAUCAUCCUCACAGAGCAAUCCUUUUGCAAUCUGGGAGCAAGAAAGAUCAGUCCCAUCCAAAAAAGCAGGUCACAGAACAUUUGAAAGACUUAUCAACCUAUGAAGAUUUCAGGAAGUUUAAGCUCAAGAAUAUGUUCCAGAGACGACAGAUGCACAGAACAAGGACUCUUCGUGUAGAUGGAUGUCAAGUGAGAACAAAGGUCAAAUCCUUCCAUAGUUGCCUGUCCAGGAAAUGUUUCUUCGGUUGUUUCAAUGCUUCUCGACAUAUUCUCAUCACUCAUCUUCAGUCACAUCUUCAGCAUCUUCAGCUUAGUGCAAAGAAGACAGCAAGACCCCAACAAGUGGAGGACUUCAGAAAUUCACUGGAUGAGAGUUUACCCAUUGGUGACCUUCCAGCUGCAAAUCAGAGCCAGGUCGAGGAGGAAAUUGUACCAUCCACCCAAGAUAUUCCAGAAUCUUCUGGUUUCAACCUAGAUGCAUCAGAAGACUGUCAAGGGCUUGGAAGUGAUGGAGUACAUCUCUGGGAAGACUCAACUCAGGAAUCAACAGACCAAUGUACCACCACCACCAGGGAUAGCUUUUCACCAAUAGACAAAGUGAUGGAGGGCGAUAAGGUUUUGGAUCCUACUGAUGUACCAGGAGAUGAACAGAUGGAUACUGUGGAUGGUAGUCAUCCAGAUGUUGCAUUAGUGAAUGAUGUUGACAUGAUGGAUGUAAGUGACUCUUUUAGAGAGUGCAAUGAUGUUGUGGAAGUUCAUGGUGAAAAUGGACAAACAGCAGAUGAUAUCACCAAUGAAGGGAUUGACCAUGUUGGUUCAUCAGAUAGGCAGCAAACAUCUACCUUGAGCAGUGCAGACGCAACAGGAGCAGGGGACAUGGUCUAUCAGGCUAAUGUGAAUCGGGACGAUAGUUUGCAGGAUCAGGUGUCAGCUUUGACUGACUGUGCUGACACAUUGCAGGAAGCAGUGGUCUCCAAAGUUAUGGAUUGUGGAGAUGGUCCUGUUGCUGACGCCAUAGAUGCAUCACCAGAUGCAGCUUCCUCAUCAUUAGUUUCCACCCCUCUGUCUCACAGUGACUCUAUCCCUGCAACAAGUGACAUGGAUGAACUGUGUAGCAGGCCAGGAGACUCCAUACAAAUGUUCUACGAUGAACUGCAGACCUAUUUCUCGUGUUACACAGUGGAAAUGAAAGGACGGAAAGGCUUCGGACUGAAGCACUUCUCAUGUCCAAAAUGCGAGAGGAAGAAUCUGCGUGGCAAUAACUUGCAAGGUCACUUGGAGAAUCACAUUGAGAAAAAGGUGGUGGUCACUCCUGUGGAUAACAUACUUGGCAGCCAUGAGAAGGCAAAGUGCCCAGAAGAUUCCCAGAGCCUACAGAUCUCAUCUGAAGCAACAGAUGAAUUGCAACAAUCGGUGACUGACACUCCUGUCACCAGUCAUGAGAAUACAAUGUCUCCAAAUGAAACAGAGAUACCAGAAGUGUCCAAAGACCAUGGCAAUACUGUGCAGAUGAAAUCUGAAAGCCCAAGAGAGGAUAAGUCAAAUCCUGAAGAACUUGAUAAUCAGCCAGACAUCAAGGCUACGGAUGAUGCCAACACUAUCUACCUCACUGAGGAUGAAAUUUUUCAUAAAUAUUUCACCAAGGACUUGAAUGUGAAAGUCGCAUUAGGGUUUGGAUGUGAGUACCUUCACUGCAACCAAUGUUCUUUUCGAACUCUGACCAUCAUGGACACGCCUUCUCAUAUUGGAUCGCAUAUCAAGAAAAAGGUCAUUCUAAAGAAAUGAAAGAGUAGAAAUACAUGUAUGUUCCGAUAGCAAAAAUUCUCAAUAAUGGUGACUUUACCUUGAAUGGUACCUGUUCAUUAUGUUGUGAUGCUGAUACAUUUAGGCUUGUUGAGCACUAUGAGCAUGGCAGCUACCAUUGAUGGCAAAGUUACCACUAUGAUGAUUUUAUGCAACCAGUCCCUGGACAUGAUUUUGAUUAAUCUUUAGAUAAAGGAAGGAAUGAUGGGGUUAAUUCUAAGGGGUACUUUCAUAUUUUCAAAAUAUUUCUUGUUGAGAGCCAUUAACCAUUAUACAGAUUUCAUUGAGUGACAUGAUCAUGAUCUUUAUUUUAACAUACAUAUGGUAACAUUAGAUUCGAUCUUCCUUUUUAUCUUCCCAAUUGGUUCAAUAACUAGUCAUGAUAAUUUUAUGCCAAAAGAAAUUUGAAAUAGCAGACAGGACAACAGUUGGAAGUAUUGCAUGUUUAUUUCUGUUAAGAGUUGUAAACCUCUUUUGUAUUUUUAUCACAUAAAUGUGAUGUUCUUAGUUCCGAGAUGCCUUCUCCCCCCCCCCUUUUUUUUUUGCAGUAUUUUUUUUAUUAAAUAAAAAUACUGCAGGUUUCAGAGAAAUACUUUUUUUUCUCAGAAUUGUGUUAUAAAGAAUGUCUAUUGCAGAAAACUUUCUACCAGAAAUCCUUUUUUAUUCAUCCAUCAAAGUAUUUUGCAGUUCAUUUUAGGAGGUUGGCAUUUCUCUUGGUUUGAAUAAUACCAUUCAAAAUUUCAUAUAAAAAGAUAUUAAAGUUACAAUAUUAUUUUGGUAAUUGAUGUAUUUAAUGUGUAAAAGGCUUAGAUACAUAAUGUCUUGAAAAUUCAUAACUGAAAAAUAAUGGAUUAUACCUGUUUUGUUGGAAACUGCUUUGGUAGACUGGAUGUGCACUGUAGUAAUCAAACCAAGUGUGUGAUUAAAAAGUGAUUUGAAUCUCUGUGCCUUUUGUUCUAUUCUCCUUAGACUGGCUUUGUAUAUAUUCAAUCAAAAUAAAUGGUAGCUAUUAACGUUUCUCGUGCUAUCCACAAAUGUGUUUAGAUUUUUUGUUUCAGUGGGUUUCCUCUUUAUUUUUUGGAAUAGAUGUUGCACUUUGAACAAACCACUAUUAUACUUAUUUCCUAGAUAGUGGUAAACAUAAUUUUGGUUAUUCAAAUAACAACAAACCAUAAAUUUUAUAACUAAUUUUCUCUUGACAAUCAAAUUGCACCAUCUCAGUCGUGUUCACAUGAAAUUUUUAUUGUAACUUUUCAUGUUAACAUUUAGUUUUUUUUGUUUUUAUUUUUAAACAGGUCUGUGUUUGACAGAAGUUGUGAUACUUAUUAGCAAAAAAUUGUUGAAUUUUGAUUACUUUGGCCUAACUGAAAAAAAAUUAAUUGAAGGAGUUGAUAAGUGUACUGGUCUUUCAAAUAAUUAAAUGAAUAUAUGAUUAAUAAUUUUUGCUUAUCAUUUUCCAACGUAUAAUGAGACUUUCAUAUUAUACAUAUGAUAAUGGUUGGUUGAAGAGUUAAAAGGAAGGUUUUAAAAGACACUUCAUGUGGUAUAUGAUUGCUAUCAGGCACGGAUUCCUCCAGAUUAGAAGCCGACUAUUAUACAAAAACGAUAUGGACCCUGAAAUGGAAUUGUGUCUACCAGUAAUCUGGCUGGAUCCGUUCCUGAUUGAUUUUUGUUUUUUAAAAGUGUUAUCAACAUAAAAUGUUGGAUUACCAGGCUUGCACAAGAAAUCAUCACAAGGAUGAUGCUACGGCCUCAUCCAAAAUUAAAGUUUUUUUUACCUGAAGCUUUGGUGAAUAGUUCCAUUCAAUGAUAACAUUGAGCUAUCAUCUAAUAUUCCAGUCUUAAAAAAGUGAUUGGAAUAUUUUCAUUUACUGAUUCUUUGUGAAGCAUUAAAUUGUGCAUUGGACGAUCCUAAUCACCAUCUUUCAGCAAUGCUUUCAUUUUUCUUUUCAAAAGGCUUGUUGAAAACUCUGACAUAAAUGCAGUGAUUGCAUAUACAUGUAUCAGAAAAUUAAAGACAGAUAUUAUUUUCAAAAUGUUCAGGCCAUUCCCAUGCUUGAGUUAUAAAUCCAUACCAAAACCAAGAAAAACACAUUUAUUUAGGGAUCUUGUCCAAACAAUUUUGUUCAGUGAAAUCUCAAAAUCACCCACUAAAACAAUU